This is a messenger RNA of Sycon ciliatum, 4440 nucleotides long. Its product is annotated as codanin-1-like. Gene Ontology annotation, biological process: chromatin organization. Gene Ontology annotation, cellular component: nucleus. NCBI's taxonomy places the organism in Eukaryota, Metazoa, Porifera, Calcarea, Leucosolenida, Sycettidae. The coding region runs from base 148 to 4116 and encodes 1322 amino acids. The record is from RefSeq and is a predicted model, not a curated record. The transcript has 34 exons.
UUCUUUCGAAUUUCAACCAGACUGUAUUCAUCAUGAACGACUGACUUUGCUGUUUGUCCUUUAGUUUCAAGCCACAUUUCCCCAGUGCAGUCCAUCCAACAGUUUGAUGGGACGGCAUUCUUAGUAUGGAAUGAUCAAGAGAAAAGGAUGGCGGAGGUUCCACUAAUUGAUGGUGGACAUGUAACUCGUGAGAAAGAAGACUGUAUUUUUCAGGAGCUCACUGAACUGCAGGAAAGACUCCACGAAAGGAAGUAUACUCUUGCGGAGUGGAUCAAGUUUGAGCCCAAUGAGAUUCUUCCUGACUCCAGAGAUCGAGUGAGAAAUGAGCUGCUACCAAGGUUCUGGCAGUGUGUCCACGAUGCUGCCGUGACAUUGCUUGUUGGUGACAAGCUGCCCGUUUCCACCAAGGGAGAAGCAACACCCACGUCGAAUGUGCCGCCAAGCUCAGUCAAGCACCAACAUAAGCAAGCAAGUGCUUACACGUCAUCUUCAAGGAGACACACUAAUCAGCAGCAAGCAACGACUAGACCAGCUCGUUCACAGCCUGCCAGAACCAAUCGUCCUCAUCGUCCAUCACCUGCAGCAGCACCAAACACUGCCAACGGUUCGGCAAGUGCGAAUAACACAGUGCAAUCAGCACCGUUCGCAAACGCUCGCCGGCAGCAUGUUAGUCCAUCAUCGGGUAACUCAGCCCGGAUGCAUGUCACUCCACCGAAAAAGUAUCAGUCAGCAGCAUACGAUACUCAUAGUUUUGAUGAUUUUCCAGUGUUGGGAUCAACAUCGACUUCCACUCCAAGAAGCAGUCAAACGAAACAAAUUCAAGGCAGUGCCAGCAAGAAAAGAAGGAUAAAGCCGACCACUGUUUCGAAAGAUAAAGUUCGAGACCCAUGCAAUCAACCUACAUCCAACCUUAUUUCAACACCUGCUGCGGGUAAUUCUGAGUCGGCUUUCGUAUCUGCUAGCAAGACAUCUUUGCGGGAAGAAGCCAACGGUACAGCUGAAGAACAACCCACGUGUCGUUCGGAUGGAGGUGAGCAGGACUGGGCAAGAACUCGGAGUGUUCCAACAACAGCUACACAUCCCCUUGCAGGUGAAGCUAACAUACAUCGUAUUGGUGCAUCACAAAAUCAACAGCAGCAGCAGCAACAACAGCAGCAGCAGCAACAACAGCAGCAGCAACAACUACAGCAACAACGACUCAUCGGUGCUCCUACUGUUCCAGGACAGCCUGGCGAUACUGAACUGGUACACUCUGAUUUAGUUCUUACUGGAGUACAAGGAGAAGCAGAACAGAAUAAUACGUCCCCGCAAAUUAUGCAAGAUGAGAAACUGAAGUCUAUUGACAAUGCUGCUACAGCGGAUAACGUUUGUGAAAAUGUGGAUGAACUGGCUGAAAUUGUCAGUAAGCGAUUGUUGUUUGACAGUAGUAUGGUUAGUUCAUCCAUCAAAACACACGCAGCAACAGAGAAUCCAUCGGCUGAGUGUGCAACUGGUGACCAGCAGCAUCAAUGUGCAGCAUCUGAAUUCCUGUACUCGGUUGCUGCUUUGUACAGCACUUGUGUAGAAUGUGGUGUGGUGGUAAACGUCUUUACCGAGUUACACAUGCUAGCUCAUCUGCUAUCAAUCAAGACAGUGCCAGUCCUCAAUCUUGUAACAUCUUCUACCUCAAGACUUACAGAGCAACUAUCCCAAGCACUUGUGACUGGAUCAGGCCAUGCUGUGUUUGCUGCAAGAUGCUUCCAACACCUUGCACCGUGUUUGGAGCUGUUAGAUAUCAAUUCUCGGAGAUUGCUUGCCAGUCAUGCACUGAUUCAAGUUCAUGCGCCCGAGGCACUGAGGGUCCUGUCCAAGGCCAAGGAGGAUGAUACGAAAGAGGCAAGAGAUGUCAAGAGUAAGCAACAAGCAUCGGUUCCGUUUCAAGAAGAUCGCGAUGGUGUUGCAUUUUUCCCAUCCCAGAAAGCGUACCACAGUUUCAAGCGUCAACGGAGUGCUUUCUCAUCUUUGCUUCGUGAAUGGGAGGAUGCGGAAGGAGAAGGACGACACCUUUCAGUAGAACUUGUCAUGGCAGACAGAAUACGAGAAUUACUGGAUACCCAACUGACUAACCUGAUUCAUUUCGUCCGCUACUUUGUCCUGCAGUUACUUCAGAGUUGCCAAGCGGAAAAUCCCUUUCAAAUGGAUGGCAUGACAGAAGCUGAUGCAUCAGUUCUGCGGAAGGCUGACAUGGACAAGUUGCAGAGGCUGCAACGGAAACUUGUUGAGCGUGCAUAUACUGAUGGAGCCUGUCCUCAGCCUUCCUUCCCUGGCAAUGAAGAAUUCUUCAAAGGUUUCAUACAAGUUGCUCAGAGCAGCCAACCGUUCUCUUGUCAUUUGCAAGCUUGCCUUUCUGACAAGAUCUUGGAGAUGAACUCUAAAGAUGCUGCGGUAUUGUCAUCAGAAGCUAAUCCCAAGAGGUGCAUAAUUCGCCUAGUUCAGCAGCUGACGGUGCUUGGCAAGUUCCUCGGAUAUGUGAUAUCUUUGCCAUCUGCAUGCCCUGAUGCUGUACCUCACACCUUGGAGCCCACUUUGAUUAAGUUCCAUGAAUGGUGGCCAAUGCCUUCUCUGCAUUGUGAAGAACUAGCCAGGGACAGUAUGACGAAUGGCCGUGUGUGCAUCACUCUACCAUGGCUUGUGUACAUGCUUGCUACAAUUGGACCAAUGUCUUUACACAUGGCCCAUUUCAAGCCUACGUGGGCUCUGCUCUUGUCUUUGCGCAGAAAAAUGCAUUGCAUGCGCUCCAGUCGCAUCACCACAUUUCUCCUGGUGUUACUUGGCUGGCUGUUUGAGCUGUUGAAUGCUACAUCUAUUUUGGAUUCUCUCCCGUCUGCCGAAUAUGCCAUAUCAGCUGAGCUUACGUCACCAAGCGAGCAGAGCAUGGGAAAUCUGGUGAACAGCUCCUUUGUGAUGUCAGUGUGUCCAUUCAUCAGUGAAAUUGGAAAGGUCCUCGCAGCGUCUUCAAAUGGCUACACAUCGUCUUCGUCUCGCCGCCGUAUUAAGUCUGUAUGUUCAGUUGUGGGAAAGUCAGAGGUGGAUAUUCAGGACUUGCUUGCAGAGAAUUUCAUGGCAUAUCAAGUCCCUGUUGUUCAGCAAGUUGUCAAUGUUGUCGUGGAACGGUUUGUCAGUAGAGCAAAGAAAGAAGUGAGUAUGCUCACGUUACCAGCUCUGCUUGAACGCUACAAAGCUGACGUCUGCUCUAUCAUGCACCAACACAGUGACAUCUUGUCAUUUGACAUGCACUCCACGGAGGCAAGAAACAUUGUCCAACGACUUAGUUCACGUUUUACACUUCAACUGUCUGAAGAAGUAGCAACUGUGUUUGAACGGUUUUCCAAGGAUGAUUGUUUUCAAGCUGUGUCUCUUCUGUUGGAUGGAGAAGUCUCAGUAGCAGUUGUUGGAGCAGCACGUGCUCUUGUUGCGCGGAGGAUACGUCAGCAACUGUCUCAAUGGCAACAGAUCACUUUCUUUGAGAUGUCACAACGAACAGUAAGAAGUCUGUUGGAAAGAGCAAGGCACAACGCUGUGACAACUGUUGGUCCAGCGCUGAAUGAACUUCAAGCGGAUGAAGUAUCAGAUGCGUCAUGGUCUUAUCGCCCUGUUGAUGAUACUCUCAAGGUCUUGAGCAGGCGAAUCGAGGCAGCGGCGUACAAGUCUGUUCUAAAUGUUGUUCACCUGUCCCGUCUUGCACAAACUAUCGGUGAAAUUGAGUUAGUUCUCCGGUCAUGUUUGGCUAGAAACCCAGAAGAAGCAGAGGAUGGUACGAAACAAGAUUGCCGUCCACCUGAAAUGCACGCAGUAUUGAAAGACAAGCGACUUUCUUCAAUAGCACUUUAUUCUUGUGAGAUGGCUAGCGCUUGUGCGAAUUAUCACAUACCAAUGUGCGAGCAAGGCUGCCAGGCAUCCACGGACAGUUUAUCAGAGUGUCGCCAGCUUAGUAAGGUAUGUGAUGUAUUUAAGCAGCUGCAGUCAUCCCUAUCCAGCCUGUGGAUAUUCUUGAAAGAAGGUUUGAAUCUUCUGCUACCCCCUAGACAACUGCAAGCUGACGAUUUGCAAGUUUUGGAGCGAUGUUUUUCUUACUGAUACUUUGAAGUAAUACUAUUUAAAUCAGAGCACCUUGUGAACAUGAUGCAAUGGCCUGUCUUCCAUUGCACUCUGCUGUACAAUCUGCUUUGCCACCAUAUUCAAGACUGUAGAGUUAGUUGCCGAGCGCAUUAUUCUCCUGGUAAUCAAUUUUGGCUAGGUUAUUUUGCAAAGUCCUUUCUUUUAAGAAAAUAAAACGAAUACUUGGUUUAAAAAAUCUAGCUAAUGAACAUCCUGGAAGUACUUGACUUUUUUGAGUCCUGAUGGUGUACUGGUGGAGACAUUUUAUUUUUGUGUGAUAAAAGAUUUUUAUAGAAACCUGAA